Messenger RNA from Podarcis lilfordi (Lilford's wall lizard), 6914 nucleotides. NCBI's taxonomy places the organism in Eukaryota, Metazoa, Chordata, Lepidosauria, Squamata, Lacertidae. The record is from the annotation of a GenBank genome assembly.
UCCUGAGAAUAUGAUUUCUUCCUUUAAUUUAAGCAGUAUAUUUUCAGUCUUUAAACUUCUGCAGAAAAGUUAGGAAGCACUUGAGCAGAUCGGGGCUUUCACUCCUAUCUCUUUCCCAAGGCUGUCAUCUGACACAGUAGGACAUUUAGCCCAGGUGUUCUGCAGCUGUUUUGAAAUUCCGUCCACUGGUAACCUGGUAACCUGUGCCAGAAUAACCGUGGUUGCAGUCUGAUACCAUAGUCAUACAUUUGGUUGUCGUUCAAGGAAUUCAGGCCACAAUGCCUACAGGGUGCCUAUAUGGGCGAUAACUACACUGGAGGCCUCACAACACAUGAAAUUAAAGCAGUUCCAGUAUCCGAGGUAACCAACCAAACUGGAACAGAACUCAGAGGUUCUGUACAUCCUGACAUCAUGGGAGAAAUCCGUUUGGAAUCUUAUGAAUUGGUUCCCUGUAUCUUGGCUGGGGUUUGUCCAAAACGAUUUGCUGCUUGAAGUGAAGGGGAAGACCCUCUCCUAUGUUCAGAAGCUGAGUAGUCUGGUAAUUGACUCUUCGACAAGGUGACAUCUUCUGCUACACCUGAUGUUGGGUUUAGGCAGUCCAGAGUGGGAUAUGUGGCUCACAAACCUUUGUCCUCCACAACUCACUGCUGAUACUCAAAAUCUGUCAUCUGAGGCAGUCACCUCAUUCCACCUAAUGGCAGGGCCAGCUCUGGUCUUAUGGGUUAUGGGUUAUGACAGCUAGGUGAGAUGUUAGCUGGGUUAUGACAGCUAGGUGAGAUGUUUAACAGAGUCCUGUUCAUGGAGAAGCGGCUCACUUGAUGGGAUGGAGCCACAUUGCUAGUUUCCCACAGUGGUAUGGCUUCUGCUUACCAUAGCUGUCAACAUUUCCCUUUUUUAAAGGGAAAUUCCCUUAUUCCGAAUAAGAUUCCUCGAAGGAAAAGGGAAAAGUUGACAGCUAUGCUGCUUACUGGGAGAAAGAUGAGAAGGUGGGGAAGCGCUGGGACUGGGUACUGGCACUCUCUGAUGCUCUCAAUUAUGCUACCACAUAGCCACAAUCUCUUCGGAUUGGGCUAUGAGCAACAAAGGAACAGUACUUUCAUAGCAAAGGGAUGCCAAAGAAGAAAUGCAGAGUUGCAGCUCUGAAUGGGUUUCUGGUGGGCGACAGAGUAGUUAUUGCCAUUAAAGUAGGCAGUCAACUUAUUAGAUGGCUGUCACACACGGAUGCAGUGGGCAUGGAUGGGAAGCCUGUGGCUCUUCAGAAGUUCAUUCAUUCAUUGAUUUUAUUUUUAUGAGACUUUUCCAUACACUCAUGUUCAAAGCGACUUGCAACAAAGAAACUGGGGUGUGUUUCAAACAAACAAGAACAAUUUCUUAAUAUCAGCAAAAUAAUAACAGAGUAACUAUUUCAUAAUAACAUAGCAAAAACAAAAAUAUAAUAACGUACUAAAGAAACCUCCACAUUUUGAUACUAUAAAUAUACGGUAACAAGAUUGCCUCAAUAGCAUGCAGCACCCUAUAACAAAGAUAACAAGGGAGCUUCACAGUUUCACCUUAGUCCUAGAAACACCCAUCCCAAGAUGUGACUCAUAGUCUCUUUCUUGCAGCAGCUUCUUAUAAGACUUCCGAGGGCAAAAGGUGGAGCAGGUGGAAACACCCUUCCCAUGAACUUGUUGGACUCCAACUCCCAUCAUCCCAAAACAUGGGCUAUACUGGCUAGGGCUGAUGAGAGGUGGAAUCCAGCAACAUCUAGAUGGCCACAGGCUCCCCUUUGGCUUUAGAGCACUUUAGGCUAGGAAAGCAAGGCUUUUGUGUAAGGUUGACAAAAGCCACAAUAUUCACUGAAUAAUGUGAAUGCAGGAAUAACAUGAAUGAAGGGUCCAUACUCACCUGGGCAGGGAUCAGCACAGGGCUCAAUAGGAAUUCAGAGGAGCCCCCAGUGCACUGACAAGAGACCACACCAUGCUAUAGUUUCCUUUAAUAACAAUGCCAUGCACACCUCCUGUAUUCCCGCCCGGCCCAAGUGCCCGUUCCAUGUCAAUCUGGCUCCCAACCCAGUCAGAUUAAAGAUAACUGGGGCCUCAGUUAUCAAUAAGCAGUCAAUUUUCACCCAUGCACUUACCUGUUGCCCAAGAAAGACUUCAAUUGAAGAGCAACUGGUUCAGAGAAGUAUUUUCCUCCCUCCUGCCUCUCCUGCCCCUGUUCAGCACAUUGUAAAAAUGAAGAGGAAAUUGUUGUUGUUGUUUAGUCAUGUCUGACUCUUCGUGACCCCAUGGACCAGAGCACGCCAGGCACUCCUGUCUUCCACUGCCUCCCACAGCUUGGUCAAACACAUGUUCAUAGCUUCGAGAACACUGUCCAACAAUCUUGUCCUCUGUGGUCCCCUUCUCCUUGUGCCCUCCAUCUUUCCCAACAUCAGGGUUUUUUCCAGGGAGUCUUCUCUUCUCCUGAGGUGGCCAAAGUAUUGGAGCCUCAGUUUCAGGAUUUGUCCUUCCAGUGAACACUCAGGGCUGAUUUCCUUCAGAACGGGUAGGUUUGAUCUUCUUGCAGUCCAUGGGACUCUCAAGAGUCUCCUCCAGCGCCAUAAUUCAAAAGCAUCAAUUCUUCGGCGAUCAGCCUUCUUUAUGAUCCAGCUCUCAUUUCCAUACAUCACUACUGGGAAAACCAUAGCUUUAACUAUAUGGACCUUUGUCGGCAAGGUGAUGUCUCUGCUUUUUAAGAUGCUGUCUAGGUUUGUCAUUGCUUUUCUCCCAAGAAGCAGGCAUCUUUUAAUUUUGCGGCUGCUGUCACCAUCUGCAGUGAUCAUGGAGCCCAAGAAGGUAAAAUCUCUCACUGCCUCCAAAGAGGAAAUAGCCUUGAUAUUUCACAAACUGUUAGCAAGGUCAAAGAUACGCGCUCAUGGGGUCAUCCCCAAAACUAAUAAAUAUAUUUAAUAUCCAAGUUCUUUUUUUCCCUUUCUUUCUUUUUAAAAUGAUUCCAGGCUCUGAUUCCACCAUCUUUCACACAGUCAUUAUGGGACUUGCUUCAAAGAAAAGGCAAUGGGCAGAGCUGCAGUCUUGAAAAGAAUCAGUCACAGAAAAGGUUGUUGUGAAGCACUCAAAGUUGUCACAAAGUUCUUUAAUAUUGAAGAGAUGCUCACAAGUCAUUAGCAACCUCUCUCUCUCUCUCUCUCUCUCUCUCUCUCUCUCUUUCUCUUUCUCUCUCUCUCUCUUUCACACAUACAUAUUGUUUGAGAUCAAAUACAUUUAUUAUUAUUAUUCCACUUUGAUUUGGAAUAUCUCAAAUAUAUUUUGGCUUGCUGUUUCCACAGCAUCUGAAGCAGUGCAGCCUCAACCAUCACUUUUCAUUAGCAGUUGCCUUCAUGGUAUGUUUUAAUUUUUGCAGGUUCUAUGGAAGUUAUCAAAGGGGUGAAAUUCAUUUAGCUGUAUGAGUUUGUAGAAGAUUUGGUUUACUAAAAUGCCACAGAAGAAGGAAGGUAUUUGGUUCCUCCAUCUUUAAAUGGCUCAGAAAGGUCUUAGUACUUCAUUCUUGAGCAGUGUUUUUGUGGGGGGGGGGAGGAGCUAGGAUAUGCAAAGCAGGGCUUUCCAAAAUAACUUGCAUGAACACACAGGGGUGGGAAACCUUAUGCCCAGGGGCCAAAUAUGGCCUUCAAGGCCUCACUAUUUGACCCGCGGGACUCUCCCAAUGCCAUACACCCUCCUCAACCACAUCUGUUCUUCCUGGGCCACACCAUUCACCAUUGCUGCUUCAUACUUUCCUUGAGUUUUUUGGCCUGACUGGAAUGUGCCCUUGAACUCUGUUAAUCUAUCUUGCUUCCCUAGCUGGAGCAUAGAGAAAAAGGGGUAUGAAAACAGGUAUACAAAAUUGUUUACUGCACAAUGGUAAAUAUUACAUUUGUUACUUUUGUUUCUGGUCCUGCCCACUACUAGAAGAUUACCGAGAUGGGAAUAUAACCCCCAAUCUGGGGGGGGGCGGUCUCCCACUCCUGAUAUAGCAAAACAUGGUUCCUAACAUAUUCUGAUAUCAGAAAAUUUACAGCAUAAAAGCUCAGAACCAACUUUUUGAAUUGUGCCCAGAAACCAGUGGGGAGCCAGGAAAAUUGGUGCAAAAUGGGUCUUAUGUGCUGUGCACACAGCCUGCUCCAUUAUAGUUGUGUAUUAGAAGAAGAAGAAGAGUUUGGAUUUGAUAUCCCACUUUAUCACUACCUGAAGGAUUCUCAAAGCGGCUAACAUCCUCCUUUCCCUUCCUCCCCAACAACAAACACUCUGUGAGGUGAGUGGGGCUGAGAGACUUCAGAGAAGUGUGACUGGCCCAAGGUCACCCAGCAGCUGCAUGUGGAGCAGAGACGCGAACCCAGUUCCCCAGAUUACGAGACUACCGUUCUUAACUCUUAACUACUACACCACUAUGGCAUUACACCAUAGAAGUUUCCAUACAGUGUUCAAAGGCAGCACCAUACAGAGUGCAUUGUGGAAGUACAACCUUGACGUGACCAAGGCAUGUGCUGAUGGCAGCAGCCAGAGCUACUGAAGCCCCAUUUCUUUAAAAAAGAAAAGAAAACUGUUCUUCACAGGAGCAGAGCUCUGAUAAUCGUUCAUAAUUAUUUCACGGUUCUUCAUAAGAAGGAUAAGCUAAUUAAUGUGGCCCUGGAUUUCUUGGGGGAAAGGAUGGUGCGGUGAGAAAUGUAUCUGGCUGGUCAGAACCAUUUGUUUCUCAAGGCCCCAAGACCCACCCCCAAAAUAAAUACACACGGACACUUAUAUUAGUUUAAGUUUUGGAACAAAUUUUGGCCACAGCUUUAUUGAAAUACAAUCACAUGAGCAAUAUUGGCUUAGGCAUUGACUUCCCACUAUAACUGACUCCACCUCUCUGGGUGGCAGUCCAAUGGGGUAAACCAAACGAGGGAGCUAGGUCGAUGAGGGUACCAACCUAAGGUCACCCUGGGGGUUCCUGUGAUCCUGGCAUGGACCUAGCCCCUCAAGUGGACUUCAGACAAGAUCCAGGACUCCCAGAUUCCUUUAAUGGAAUACCCAGCUCCUGGAGGGGCAGGUGAUGGCCUUAUCUCCCCUUCCCCACAAUCCAACUGAGCCAAUGCCUAACCACCACCUUACAAGUUGAGACAAUUUGCUAAGGGGUAGGUGAAAACCAAAUGGCUAAGGUCAAUCUGCCAAAUGGAAAAAUUCCUACCCAGCCCCUGUUCCAAAACAGGCAACCGAAACAAAAGCAAGGCCAAGCGACUCUACCUAAACUAGGGAGGGUGGGCGGGUGUUCAGCCGUGUGAAGCAAGUGCCCCUGCUUGCAUCACGCUGCCAUUUUUAAAGCCCCUGGGAUCACGCCACCCACUGGCUAUUGGCUAAAAUUGCCUGGCGUGAUCCCAGGGAAGUGGCCAGGACUUCUUGCUCCUCCCCCCCAUUUUAACCCUGUCAGGUGAGUUCUUGGGUCCCGCGCACAACCAGGACCCUCUGUUAUGAGGAUUCCAUUUUGCAGAAACGCAGUUAGUGCUCUGGUGGUAUAGUUUCAAGAUGGCGUUUAAUUAGUGCUGUGUGAAAGGCUUAUGAGACACACUAGAAUAACAAAUGGAAAGAUGAUGGAAAAAGGAACCCAUAUUUGUAGAUACAGUGGUACCUCUACUUACGUAUCCUUCGGGAUACACUCGCGGCAAACCCGGAAGUAUUUUUCCAGGUUUCGUCAUGCAUGCAUGCACAGAAGCGUUCUACCGUGCCGCGCACAUGCACAGAAGCACUCUAGUGCACUGCGUGCAUGUGCAAAACAGGCACCUCUGGUUGUGAAAACCUCGGGAUCCGACUGGAACAGAUCCUGUCCGCAACCGGAGGUACCACUGUACUGGAUAUAUUACUGAUGGACAAAGCUGUUAAAAGUCACGUAGAUGUUAUUACAGAACUCCCCAGGAUACAAAUGCAAACCUACACAAUUUUUUAUUCUUCUUACAGGAUCUGAAAAGGAGUAGAUUCUAUAAUAAUUCAAGGUAAACUUCAUUCCCUCUCUCCCCCCCCCAUCCACCAAAUGACACAUAUAGAAACUUUCUAGGGUGGUGGUGUUGGUAGGUUUUUUUUGUUUUGUUUUUGUUUUUGUUUUUAAGGAAUUCAAUGAUAUUGGAGGAAAUGGAUUUUUCUUCCUGACCAUAUCACCAUCUAAUAAUGCCUAAAGAAUAAGAUAGUGGGUGGGAAAUGAACAGUGAAGGACCCUGGAUUUCAUUUACUGUCACAGAAAUGUUGCCUGGCUGAGGCCUAAAAUUAAUCUACUUUGUCCCUGACAAAUCCAGUAAAACUACAGUAGGGCAGAUGCUUUCGUAUUUGUUUUUUUUAAAAUGCAUACAUAUUCAAUACCAGAUGCAAUAAAGUAUUAGAAACAAUCAGCAUGAAGAAGGUUCAACACAUACAGAUAUCUUUGAAACUCAGUUAAUCAAGAUGUCAAAGUAACUAAAGCAGUUUUACAGAUUUUUAUUGAAAAUAAAUCACUUUAUCAUAUAUUGCAAUGUAUAUUAUUGUUUCCUCAUCCAGUCUGACUAUGCAGCCACUUGCACUUUUUUUUCUCCAAAGAGUAUCUCCUGCCCUCUUUAGUCCACUUUUUAUAACUACAUUUACUAAGGAAAUUGUCGUGCAAACAUAACUUUCAGUCUGACUUUUACUUUUGUUCAGGGACAGGGGAGAGAGAGAGAGUUAUUAGCUCUUUCUGAUGGGAACAUUGGGCAGGAAAUGCUAUAAUGGUUGCAGCAUUGUAUGUUUCUCUGUGUGCAGCUACUUGUUGGUUACCUUUACAGUGAAGCAGGAAAUCCUGAGAUGACACUGAAGCCAAAAAGAUUUGACUUCUCAGCUUUUAGAAAGAAGCUUCUGGAUACGAAGAUGUCCGGCAUCCUAAAACUGCAUAUGCAAAAGUCAAAAUUAGAAAAUUAGCAG